UCCAGUUUCUUCCCAGCUGGAUAAAAUAACAUAACUCAUCUUUGAAUAAAAUAUGAAAUAAGAUUGUAUGCAACAUUAAUCAAUGUAAUCUAGCUAUAUUAACCAAACUAUCUGGCAGGAUACUGGUAGAUAGCAAUAAAAUAUGAUCAGUUCUUAGCUAGUUCUAACGUUACAGCUAGCUAACGGUUAGUUAGCCAUUGGCAUUGCUUGCUGACGUUUCUCCAAUCCAAUGGCGCAACAAGCAAGCUAUAGCUAGUAAUAGCCGCAGUUCAACCAAAGUUGAGAAGGUGGCUAGGAUUUCGGUCAGCUACAUUCUUCUUUGCGGUCAAGUUAUCUUGCUACUAACAGUGUUGCUUUUGCAAUGUUUGGAAGGAAUACAGUUGUCUUCUGCAGCCAUCGACUUGAGGAGUUCAUACCCUGUCAAGAUCCAGUGGACCAUGCACAGAACUCCACUGCCAUUCUGGAGAUGGGACAUGGUUGUUGGAAGUUUGGAGUGCAGGUACACAAAGAUGUGAAUCACACACCAGUCAUCUACGACAUUGAGUGUGCUGGACCCAGGGAGUUCCUGAGAGGGAAUGAGCCAUGCAUCAAAUACGCUGGCCACUAUUUCAUCACCACUCUGCUGUAUUCCUUCUUCCUGGGGUGCUUUGGAGUGGACCGGUUCUGCCUGGGGCACACAGGCACAGCUGUGGGCAUGCUGCUGACCCUAGGAGGCCUGGGCAUCUGGUGGCUCGUGGAUCUCCUCACCGGAGGCCUGAUGCCUAGUGACAACAGCAACUGGUGCACCUUCUACUGAGACCAGCAUGGGUUGAAGACCUUUUAAGGUGGGUUUACAUUGCAGAGAUGCGGGCAGAAUAUUUACCUUUUGCUUAUUUAUAUUUACAUUUACAUUUAAGUCAUUUAGCAGACGCUCUUAUCCAGAGCGACUUACAAAUUGGUGCAUUCACCUUAUGACAUCCAGUGGAACAGUAGUGCAUCUAAAUCUUUUAA
This is a messenger RNA of Oncorhynchus nerka (sockeye salmon), 990 nucleotides long. It is a transcript of the gene tm2d2, whose product is annotated as TM2 domain containing 2. NCBI's taxonomy places the organism in Eukaryota, Metazoa, Chordata, Actinopteri, Salmoniformes, Salmonidae. The record is from RefSeq and is a predicted model, not a curated record.